AAUUCGAGAAUCAAAAUUCGAUAUAUAAAAUCAAGCAUUAAAUUUUUCACCUCUGUUUUUGACCUAUGUAUCUUAUUACGUUUUAUUGGAGAUCCAGCCAGUGAAGACACGACUUUGAUGUUUUUUGUUGUUAUUCUGAUGCUUCUGGAAUCGUAUUUCGGGCAAUUACUAGAAGUUGUUUUUUCUUCAAUAACUGCUUUUUCAUUUUUAGCAGUUUUACAAAAAAUUGUGAUUGUUAAAAUGCCAAAAUUCAAAUUUUUGAUUACCGGUUUUUGGCUGAAAGUUCAGAUUAUCUUCACUUAUAUAUGUUUGGCUCACCGGGCGUUUGUUUUUUAUAAAUGCGGUUUCAAUUUCUACAAACCCAAUUGUGAAAACGCUAAAUUUCAAGAACUCGACAUUUUUUACAAUUUAUUUUUCAUAUUUCUCACUUUUAUAUCUCAUGGAUUUUAUAUUUUUGUGUAUCGAAUUUUGGGACGAUUAGAAAAUUAUAGGAAAUUUCGAAGGCAUAUUUUGUAUCAGUUUUCUCCGUUAUUUUCGUUUCAAAUGGUCGGUCCACAGUAUCGCUACAAUUACAGACCUAAUUGUUCGUGA
Messenger RNA from Caenorhabditis briggsae, 591 nucleotides. The record is from RefSeq and is a predicted model, not a curated record. The transcript has 5 exons. The annotation marks the transcript as partial. NCBI's taxonomy places the organism in Eukaryota, Metazoa, Nematoda, Chromadorea, Rhabditida, Rhabditidae.